GUUCUGAUCUAUUCUGUUAUUUUGUUGAUAAAUCGAAAAGCUUUUCUUAUUUAUUAGAAAUGUUUAAUUUCGGGUGGAGAUUUUAAUUUUUGUAACUAUUGUUGUAGUAUAUGUCAUUAAGGCGUUAGUAGGCAAAUAAUUGGAAUGAAUUGGGCUUUAAUUUGUUAAUAGAAGAUUGAUAGAGCCGAUUUGAUAUUGGGACUUAGUUAUUGGUUGUAUUGUCGUGUACCAUAUAAGGUUUGAUCAGAUUUGAGGUUUUCGUUCUGUUCUGGUUUUCACCUUAUAUAUUCUACGCAUAGUUUUCCUUUGAGAAAGAUGUUUGGUUGAUGCAAAUCAAUUAGAUCUGCCAUAUAAGGAUGAGGUUCUUCAUUAUUAGGAAUGCUUGGUAUAGCUUAAAAUAUCUCCAUUAGAAACUUUUUUUUCCUGUGGAAAAUGUUUUAUCUUGGGAUAUCAUUUAUAGUCUCAUGUUGGAUAUAACCUUGUGACAUAUGGCAAUGGUACAAGGUGGGAUGCAGGUUAUUAGGAUAGUGUUUUUGGUGACAUUUUUUAUCUAAAGGUUGCCGACAACUUAAGCUUCAGUAGAAACAAAGGAUACUAUGUAAGAAUCUAAGGAUAAAUAUAUUUGUAUACUAAAAUGAGGCGAUCAAAGUCAUUCCGCCCUUGCAGUGGAAAAAACAUCUUCUUCGGAAGAAUGAUAAUUGGUGGUUUUGAAUGCCAUAAACACUGUUUGAGGUGUAAAUGAACUUGAGUUGGUAUUCAUCUUGCAUCUGCCAUUCAUUCUUCUUGGCCGACCUUAAUACCUGAAUUUGUCAGGAUACUACGUAAUCAUAUAUUCAUUUAGGAAAAUGACGUGAUGGAAGUCAUUCGGCCCUUGUAGUAGAAAAAAUGUUUACUUGGGAAGAAUGUUUUCAACAAAUUGAGGUUUGGGUGUUUGCAACUUGAAGUUUCCAAUACAGAUAUAUCUGAGUGAGAUGCAGGACUCAACUACCAGGGCAUUUGAAAGCUCUUCAUCUUCCUCUGGGGAUGGGAACAAUGAUGCUGGUGAUUUUGAAUGCAACAUCUGUUUUGAAUUGGCCCAAGAUCCCAUUGUGACUCUCUGUGGUCACCUCUACUGUUGGCCAUGCCUUUUUAGAUGGUUACGUCUUCACUCACAGUGCCAUGAAUGCCCUGUUUGUAAAGCCCUUAUUCAAGAGGAGAAAUUAGUUCCUCUUUAUGGCAGAGGAAGGACUUCUACUAAUCCCAGAUCAAAACCAAUCCCCGGCCUUGAAAUUCCUAAUAGACCUGCAGGACAACGACCUGAAACUGCUCCUCAACCUGAACCAAAUAAUUUUCAUAAUCAUGGAGGACUUGGUCAUAUGGGAGGAUUGGGAGGAUUUUUUCCCACAGCAACUGCAAGAUUCGGUAACUUUACAAUGUCAGCUGGUUUUGGUGGAUUGCUUCCUUCAUUACUCAGCUUCCAGUUUCAUGGAUUUCCUGGUCCGACAGCGUAUCCUACCACAUCAAAUUACCCAUUUGGAUAUACUCCUGCAUAUCACGGGCCACAUGUUCGUAAUGCUCAAGACACAGCCCAAGUACAAGCAGAUAGCAAUCUCAAGUUUAUGUUCUUACUUGUUGGUUUUCUUGUGCUCAUUUAUUUGUUGGGCUAAAGAAUGGAUUCAGUCUUGGCCUGAUGCUAAUGUGGCUGUCAGAUUUUCUGCAUGUGUAUAUGUCAAUUCUGCACUCACUUUGAAGUUUCUUCUAACUUUGGUGAUCUGUAGAUGCUGGCACAUUGUUAAUUUAAUGUAACCAGUUUAUCUUUCUUUGAAAUAUGUACAUUUUGAAUACUUAAUUUGGUUCUAGCUUGUUUCUGCAUCCCCUUUGGGUGAGAAAACCAAAUAACACAUGCUCUUGAUGGCU
Messenger RNA from Lycium ferocissimum, 1896 nucleotides. RefSeq lists its product as uncharacterized. Gene Ontology annotation, biological process: ubiquitin-dependent protein catabolic process. Gene Ontology annotation, molecular function: ubiquitin protein ligase activity; ubiquitin-like protein conjugating enzyme binding. The record is from RefSeq and is a predicted model, not a curated record. The transcript is spliced from 2 exons. Gene Ontology annotation, cellular component: endoplasmic reticulum. Bases 972 to 1646 code for a protein of 224 amino acids. Lineage: Eukaryota; Viridiplantae; Streptophyta; Magnoliopsida; Solanales; Solanaceae.